CGCAAGUCCGUAGCCCUUCUGAAUCACCAAAUAAUCACCCGGAUCUCAUGGUCUUGUGAUCUUCAAUGGCGACUCACACUCUAGUCGCGAUCAUCAAAAACCCAGUAAACGAAGCCGAAUUUCUUCUCGUGAAACAGACCCCGCCUCCCAAAUUCAAUGACCCCGAGUACGAUUCCUUCGCCGAUUCCGACCUCUGGGACUUGCCGUACGCUCAUCUUCUUCCCCUUACGCCGACAUCGGCGGCUGAAGUUCCCUUCCAUGUCAACCGGUGUGAGUCGGACUCUUUCGAUUUCAGUAAAUUCGAUCUCAAUUCGGCUCUGAUUCAGGUUUUGGGAGAAUUAGGAUUUGUCGGCCCCACAAAGGUUGAGUGGAGAUUUCACAAGUGCGUGGAAGAGCCAGGAUUCGGACCAGGGUUGCCCACAGAGAUUGUCUAUAUCAUUGGGAUCUUGGGUUGUAGAAAUGAAAAUCUCAAUGAGCUUUCUAAGUGGAUGAACAUUGAGAGGUGCCGAAGCAUGCUUAUGGAAGUAAAGCCCGACGAGGACCGUAUAGGGCAAUUCGUCACUAUGGGUCUUCUCAAUUCUUCAACAGAAUCUGGAAAUUGUAAAUUCUCUCAAACUCUGAAUUUUCAGGAAUACCUUCCUGGUUUUACCCUUGUGCCAAUGGGGAGUAGAACAAGCAAACCUUUUCGCACCACAAAUUUAAUAGUGCUUGUGCCUGGAAAGAAUAUCGAUGGGUGCUCUGAUGAUAGCUUUGCUGCUCAUGGAGAAGCACUGAUAGUAGACCCGGGUUGCAAGUCUGCUUUGUACGAUGAGCUGAAGGAGAUUGUUUCUGCAUUGCCCAGAAAGCUGGUCGUGUUUGUAACCCAUCACCAUCAUGAUCAUGUUGAUGGUCUUUCUGUGGUCCAGAAAUGCAACCCCGAUGCAUCUCUUUUAGCGCACGAAAACACCAUGCACCGAAUCGAGAAAGGCGAUUGGUCUCUUGGGUAUGUUUCAGUAUCUGGGUCUGAGGAGAUAUGCAUUGGUGGUGAACGAUUGAAAAUCGUGUCAGCACCAGGGCAUACUGAUGGGCACUUGGCACUACUUCAUGUGAGUUCGAACACUUUGAUCGUGGGUGACCAUUGUGUUGGCCAAGGAAGUUCUGUUUUAGACAUUACUUCGGGUGGACAUAUGGGCGAUUACUUCCAGACAACCUACAAGUUUCUGAAGCUUUCACCUCAUGCCUUGAUUCCCAUGCACGGUAGAGUUAAUAUGUGGCCUAAACACAUGCUCUGUGGAUAUCUCAGGAACCGGAGAAAGAGAGAGUCGACAAUCUUGAAAGCAAUGGAGAAUGGAGCCAGAACACUGUUUGACAUAGUUGCUCAUACAUAUGCAGAUGUUGACCCUGGUUUCUGGAUUCAUGCUUCAUCCAAUGUAAGGCUUCAUGUGGAUCAUCUAGCCGAGCAGGAUAAGUUGCCCUACGACUUCUCAAUUCAUAAAUUUAAGAAGAGUUUCGGAUUGCAUUUUCUAUUGCGACUGUUAUGGACAUAUAUAUGCAGUACAUUGCCAAUAAAACUGCAGAGGAUGAGAAGUGCCUUUCUAUAUGGUGCUCUUGUUGCCGCCGUUGCUUGUCUGGUUGUGCUCUUGUCUAAAACAAAGUGGCACGGGUGAAGAAGCUAAGGAAUGCUUUUUUUUUUUGCCAGUACACAAUGUGCGAUGCCGUGUUUGGAUUUCCUUAUGGGUAAGCUUCACUCAUGUUGUACACUUGUAUGUGCAACUACAAAUACUGCAGUAAAACUAUGUACUAAUGGUUACUUCAAAUGGGAUGAAUAAAUAUCAUGUUUAGUUCCACCAAAUAUAGAGAGAGAGAGAGGGAGAAGGAAAUCUUACACCAAACAUUUGGUGUAAGAUUAUUACACAAAUUCAAUUGGGGCACCUACUUCAAAGUGAAGCACAGCGAACCCUAGGUGCGACGAUGACGGCAAUUGUAGUGCUACAAAGUGACGCACGGAAAACCCUAGGUGUGACGAACCCUAGGUGCGACAAUGGCAGUGCACAAGCAAGGUGAAAGCCAUCUCCUCCCUUCAAUCUGUGGAUGGAACAAGCAAGGUGAAGCAUUAAAGCAAGUGAAGGUGACCCCGUGGCAGCAGGUAAGUAGCACAUGAAUUGCUUCGGGUGGUAUUAACGGUAACGCUACGUUGUUUCAUAAUGAACACUACGCUAUUCG
Cuscuta campestris is the source of this 2202-nucleotide messenger RNA. NCBI's taxonomy places the organism in Eukaryota, Viridiplantae, Streptophyta, Magnoliopsida, Solanales, Convolvulaceae. The record is from the annotation of a GenBank genome assembly.